AACAUAUGAAUCUUUUACAAGUAUGACCCUGUGUGUCUACAUUUACGACAAGUUUUUAGUGUCGGCAAAUCUUCAGUUGGUCAAGGACUACAACGUGCUGUGUCGUGAUGUUUCGCUAAUCGUCCCGACACCUGUGUGUUUUCUAGCAUAUAAGUAUAUAUAGCAAGCAAAGCGUCAAAACUUCUCCAGGGAGCUCAGUGUGGUUUGUAGGGAGGAACGAACAUCGUCCAUCCACACCAUGUUUGAUUCUGCUUCGAAAUUGUCUUAUCCGUUAACUCGGACGUGGAUUCCUCACAUCUUGCUGGGAUUUGGCAUUUUGUUUCUUAUCAGAAAAUGGGCAGGCAAUUAUCUCCGGCAGCUAUUUUUUGCGUCGACGUACAACAAGAUGCUUGGUACUUACCACGUGACAUGCCGAGAACUAAAGAGACAACAUUUUGACUCGAUGAAGAAUCAUCCGUCAACCGAUCCCGUCCUGAGGAAAAAAGGCGCUCUGAGGAUAUUAGAAAUCGGUCCUGGACCAGGAUACAACUUUGAGUUUUAUCCUCCCAACAGUGAACUGACUGUCGUCGAAGUCAACCCCUUCUUCGAGGAUGAAUUUUUCAAGAAACAAGCCGACCAUCCGCACAUCAAAAUGGAUCGUUUCGUCGUCGGAUCCGCCGAGGAUAUGAAAGACGUCCCUGACAACAGCAUCGAUAUCGUCGUUUCCACAAUGGUCCUGUGUUCCGUCGGCACUGUGGAAGGAGCCUUGAAAGAAAUUCAUCGUGUUUUGGCUCCGGGGGGCAAGUACUAUUUUUGGGAGCACAUCCUUGAAGGUGAACAUUGGUGGGUUCGAAUGAUCCAACACAUAGCUUCUCAUCGACUAUGCCCUUACCAAUUCGUCUUUGCCGGCUGCAAGUUGAAUCGAAAAAGCGAUGAAAUUAUUAAACGCAAUAGAGUUGGAUUCUCGCACGUCGACCAGCAACGAUUUCGAACUCCGCAAAAGGGAGGAUUGCAGGCCAUUUUGAUUUUCCAUAGCUCCCAUCUCAAAGGAAUCGCCACCAAAUAGUUUUAGCUAUAUAGCUCAAUGCUCAUGAUGAUUUCUCUAACUGUAUAAUACAGUCUAAUGUUUAGAAAGUACAUGUGGGCUAUGAUACCAUUUCUAAAAUUUUUGUAAUAAGCAAUAAUAAUUUUUCCAACUUUCAUCUGCAAUAUUGAAAUACAUACAAGUUCGCUUUUGGGCCCUUCUGAA
Messenger RNA from Daphnia magna, 1228 nucleotides. Its product is annotated as methyltransferase-like protein 7A. The record is from RefSeq and is a predicted model, not a curated record. Bases 239 to 1045 code for a protein of 268 amino acids. Gene Ontology annotation, molecular function: S-adenosylmethionine-dependent methyltransferase activity. The transcript has 4 exons. NCBI's taxonomy places the organism in Eukaryota, Metazoa, Arthropoda, Branchiopoda, Diplostraca, Daphniidae.